AUGCGCAUUGAAUACGAUUACCUCUUCAAGCUGCUCCUCAUCGGCGACUCUGGCGUGGGCAAAUCGAGCAUUUUAUUGAGAUUCGCCGACGACACGUACACGGACAGCUACAUUUCAACGAUCGGCGUGGACUUUAAGAUCAGAACGAUCAAUCUGGAUGGGAAGAUGAUCAAGCUUCAGAUUUGGGACACAGCGGGCCAAGAACGUUUCCGCACGAUCACUUCCAGCUAUUAUCGCGGUGCCCACGGUAUCAUCGUCGUCUACGAUGUCACCGCGCUGGAAACGUUCAAGAACCUUGAGCAGUGGAUGCAAGAAAUCAAGCGGUACGCCACUGAUAAUGUGAACAAGCUGCUGGUCGGAAAUAAAUGCGACCUGGGCGAGAAGAGGGUUGUUCCCGAGGAAACGGGCAAGGAAUUUGCGGACAAACUGUCGAUGCCGUUCCUCGAGACCUCUGCCAAGCAAAGUACUAACGUUGAAGAGGCCUUCAUCACGAUGGCGUCGAGUAUCAAGGCGCGGAUGGGGCCAGUCGGGCAGACCUCAGACGCCCACCCGGCUGUCCGUAUCAAGGGUUCGAAGCUGAUCGAAGAGGACCGAGGACUCUGCUGCAUGUCGAUGAACAGCAGUCCCACAUCGCGUGCGAGCACCAAUGACUCGUCGCGCAACUGCUCGUCUCGGUCGAGCCCCGACAAGCAGCUGGUGGGGGGCGUCGUAGAAGCACCUCCCUCGGACAUCGACGCCAAUCUGCAGUUCUUUGUCGGGAACAAACUCGGCCUGGCCCCGCAGAAGCCGAGUGCCGAAGAGCUGGAACAAAAGCCCAGGCGCAGAUCGGUCGACUCCUACUUUGUCGGCGUGCACCGCUCGGCCGACGUUGAGCGCCAGCUGCGCGGCCCCAACGACUUUGUGUUCUACUAUCGCCAGCCCUCCUCGCUGAACAUCAGCCUCUACCUGUGCCUGUUCGUCGCCUAUCAGAGCACGGCCGGCAGGGUCUACCACUAUAAGGUGAUGACCAAGAAGACGAACGGGCAGAAGAAGUGGUUCGUCGACUGCGGCGAGGUCUCGCCCAAGGAGUUCAGCUCGCUGGAGCGACUGAUCAGCUCCUACACGACGUACUGCUACGCGGGGCCCGGCUUCGAGAAUCUCGACAUUUUCCCCGUCGAUCUGCCGCCGGACUGGGAGCUGCACUGCGACGAUGACACGACCUUC
Messenger RNA from Mesorhabditis spiculigera, 1203 nucleotides. The record is from the annotation of a GenBank genome assembly. Lineage: Eukaryota; Metazoa; Nematoda; Chromadorea; Rhabditida; Rhabditidae.